Messenger RNA from Rhopilema esculentum, 1586 nucleotides. RefSeq lists its product as uncharacterized. The record is from RefSeq and is a predicted model, not a curated record. Gene Ontology annotation, cellular component: membrane. Lineage: Eukaryota; Metazoa; Cnidaria; Scyphozoa; Rhizostomeae; Rhizostomatidae.
UUUUAACAUUUUCGCACGACUGGGCGAGUUUCACGAAAGCCGUUUUGUGGGUAGACGGAAGAACAGUAACUUUAAAACGUAAUUUUGGAACUUUUUAACGCUUCAAAAUGACUCGAAUGUUGGUUUCCAGAAGUUUUGCACAAGCAACGUGCUGGAUUGGCGUCUUGCAAGUGCUGUUUGGGACUUGCCUUGCGCUCUGUGGUUUCAUAGAGUUGGGGAUGUUUCACAAUCUUUCUGCGGAUGGAUUUUGGACUGGCUUCCCGUUGCUUGUCCCUGGUUUUCUUGCAAUAAUCAUUUUAGCUACACGUCGCAAGGAAGCGGUUGUUCCAUUUUUCUUUGCAAAUGUGAUCGUUUUGGUAUUGUGCAUUGUCCACGCUGCUUUGACCAAGGAUGAGAUUGACCACUGGAAGAAGUACAAAGACUACGUCAUCAAUGGCAAAUGCUAUGAGCGUGGGGAUAUUUGCAGUUGCCCUGGAGACGCCCAGACGAAAUACUAUGUGCAAAGAUGUGACCUCUUUUCCUUUGGAUACGAUUUGUACUGGGCAUUUGUCGCAUUCGACAUUGUUGGCGUGAUUCUCUCGGCAGUUGGUGCCUUUGCUGGUCUUUAUGGAUCUUGUAAAGAAACUGAAAAGGAAGAAGAUGAAGACCCAAGUAUUUAAAAGGAUUUGGCUGGAUUAACAGGACGGUAGAGAUGCUCAAUUCUACACUAAUUUGGGGAGUUAUCGUAACAUUAUGAAGCGUUGACCUUGCUAUUUUGGAACUAUUCAAAUGACACAAUUAUCGUACUUAUUAUACUGGUACUUCCAGCUUUGUUUUUAUAGCCAUAAAUAGUAUUUUUUAUGCUAAGUAUAUCUUUAAAUUCUAUCUUUGAUUGUUUGUUCUUUCAUCGUGUAAUUGGAACGUCAAUGAUGGGCGAUACCAUAAGUUCAUUAGUUCAAAGCAACCGAAGCUCGAAAGAAAAAAUAAUUAUGAAGAAAUCUAAGAAUAAUGUAAGUGUAAAACGACAGUCCGUUUAGAUGCAGUUCCUUUGAAAUCCAAGUCAUGUCUUUGUUGACAAACUGUUCUUGCAGCCCUUCUAUCUUAUAUCCUAUUGAAUAGAUUGCGUUAAUUAAUUUUCUCGCUGUAUUUCAAGUUAUUUAAUAAUGCAUUUUUUCAUAUGUAAGCUAAUAAGUAAAUGAAAGUAUUUUGUUAAACAUUAAGCAUUAAUGUUGUUUUUAGUUAGUAUACAGGCAACAGUUAAUAAGAAACCAAACUGUAUAUUUUGUUAGCCCCCUUUCCAGUGACCGCCCCUCUCCAAUGAGAGCCCCUUUUUGAGCAACAAUUUAAAUGACCGCUCCCUCUCCAAUAAGCACUCCUCAAAUAUCAUAAAAACAGAUCGAUGAGUCAUCAUAAGUCAUCAGUUACAACGUGUUUAAUAAAAGAUCUUCUUUCAAUUCGAGAAGUUCUCUUUUUGUAAAAGUUGCUUUGUUAAAAGUUUCAAUUUGGUUAUGUACUCUCAUACUGUCAUCUAAAAAUAGGAAUAAUUAUUGAUUUCUUUCAGUUUGUUCAUUUUGUUUGCAUUUCAAACUUUGUCUCUCGUCUGUGGA